This is a messenger RNA of Rhea pennata, 1703 nucleotides long. RefSeq names its product immunoglobulin like domain containing receptor 1 (gene ILDR1). The coding region runs from base 1 to 1650 and encodes 549 amino acids. Gene Ontology annotation, cellular component: plasma membrane. The record is from RefSeq and is a predicted model, not a curated record. NCBI's taxonomy places the organism in Eukaryota, Metazoa, Chordata, Aves, Rheiformes, Rheidae. The transcript has 8 exons. Gene Ontology annotation, molecular function: high-density lipoprotein particle receptor activity.
AUGGCCCCGCGCGGGCGCUGGCGGCGGGCGCUGCUGCUGCUGGCCUGGCUGCCGGCGGGUUGCCUCUCCCUGCUGGUAACAGUUCAGGAUGUUGAGCGUUACACCACCUUGUUUGCUAGUGUGGUCCUCAGGUGUGACUACAGCACCUCAGCACAGCUGCAGGAUGUAGUGGUGACCUGGCGCUUCAAAUCCUUCUGCAAGGAUCCCAUCUUUGACUACUACUCAGCCUCAUACCAGGCUGGUUUAGCUCUUGGGCAAGAUCCGUCUGAUGACUGCAAUGACAGCCAACGAAAGGUGCGCAUUGUCAUCCAGAAAUAUGGGCAGAACGAACCUGUACUGGGCAUCGAUUACAGGCAACGGAAGAUCACCAUUCAGAACCGGGCAGACCUUGCCAUCAGCGAGGUUAUGUGGUGGGACCAUGGCAUGUAUUAUUGCACUGUGGAAGCACCAGGAGAUACAUCAGGUGAUCCGGACAAGGAAGUUAAGCUAAUUGUUCUCCAUUGGCUCACAGUACUCCUUAUCAUCCUUGGUGGACUCCUUUUCCUUCUGCUGAUUGGAGUGUGCUGGUGCCAGUGCUGCCCCCAGUAUUGCUGCUGCCACAUCCCAUGCGUCUGCUGCCCAACACGGUGCUGCUGUAACCAGGAAGCACUGGAACGGCAUCGCUUCAUGAAGCAGGCUCGUGCACUUGCACCUUGGAUGUCACCCAACAUGUUCUACAGAGGUAGUGAUGGGAAUUCUCAACUUUCUUCUUACCAGCUGAACCCUCUGCUGCAACGAGAUGUGUCCCUGCACAGCAGUAUUCCACUGGUGCAGCCACAAGGUCCGCUUUCUUCAAACAAGGGUGUCUUGGACUACCUGGAGUCUGAAAUCCAAAAUCUCAACCUAUCUCAACCCCUGCCACCCUCCCGCCAACAGCAGACUGUGCCGCAUUCCAGCGUGCUCUCCUCCCUAGGCUCCGAUAUUGUGGAACACAGGGUAAUACGUCUGCCUCCGCUCAUCGAUCCUGUCCCCUCCUUCCACGGAAGCAGCAACUCCUCACGCCUCCAGAGAGGUGCUCACACCCCCCAACCCUGGGACUCCUCAGCAGAGAACAAGAGGGAAAAUCGACUGUGGCCCCGGCCUCCCGGUGGGGAUUCUCACUCCACCUACAGUCGGGAGCCCUGGGACCAGCAGCAAGAGGAGCGUCCUCCAAGACAGAGGACAGGCAGCUACAAUGGCAGGCCUGGGCACUCCAGACGGGAUGUGUCACCUGUGCACCAUGCUGAGAAGGGCAAGAGCAGCAGCAGCAGCAGUAGUUUCUACCCGGAAGAGGCCAAGGAGCGGUCCAGCCACCAUCGUGACUCAAGACAGCAGCCCACAGGGAGACAAGACUACCAGCACCAUGCCAGGAGGAGCAACAACUCAGGUCACCGCCAGCACAGCUACUCUCCCCCUUCUCGGCGAGGGUCAUGGAGCUCCUCUGAAGAGCAUGUCCGUCUCCCAGUGGCGAACCGCAAGCGUCACCGCCGGUCUCGGGACCGGCCAGAAGAUAAACCCCCAAGUUACCGCUCACUAGAUAUCAUCCCAGAUCAGGACAGCAAGCAUAGAGACAGGGGAGGGCCACGCUCAGACAGAGGAAGUUCCCGCAGUGGAAGAAGCAUAGUCAUUUAAUGUCAGUGCUGAAAGAACUGAGAUUCCCACCAAACUCCUCUUAGCUGUCUCAA